AUGGAGCACAAGGAAUUGAAAUCGCCGAAUCCCGAUGCUCGAAGCAUCGCGUUUGCAACUUGCACCAGGGCGGCAUUGAAAGGCUGGAAGACCGAUCCAGUCUUCCAGCCGUACUUCCACGAAACCGGCUUCAUUGUGUCUGGGCACACACCCGCCCUGAUAGAGCACAUCAAAGCAGAAGACAUCGACCCCUCUGAAGGCGACUGGGUGGCUCUGGAAUCAGCCGAAGAUUUCCGUCGAACGAUGCCACCUGGUGUCUUGACUGGUGAUUUCCCCGGUUGGAAGGGCUGGAUCAGCCGAGUCGGAGCUGGAUGGAUCCAUGCCCGAAAAGCGAUGGUAUCAGCAUACAACGAAGCGCAGCUCCUCGGUGUGGACUUCGUGAAUGGAUCACCACAGGGAAAUGUCGAAAGCCUGAUCUACAAGGAUGGAGAUGUGGCCGGGGCUCGAACCGCGGAUGGCGUGAGUCACUAUGCAGAUCGGACAAUUCUUGCAGCCGGUGCUGGUAGUGACCGUCUGCUAGAUUUUAAAAAGCAGCUGCGUCCGACUGCUUGGACCUUGAGUCAUAUACCCAUGACGCCCGAGGAAGCCGAUAAAUAUCGAAAUCUCCCUGUAUUGUUUAAUGUUGCCAAGGGCUUCUUUAUGGAGCCCGAUGAGGAGAAGCAUGAACUCAAGAUCUGUGAUGAGCAUCCCGGGUACUGCAAUUUCGUGGUAGAUCCUGAUCACCAGGGUGAGAAGAGAAGCAUUCCGUUCGCUAAGGAGCAGAUCCCCCUUGAAGCUGAAGCUCGGGCUCGGGAUUUCCUGCGCGACACUAUGCCUCAUCUUGCCGAUCGACCCUUUUCCUUUGCUCGUAUCUGCUGGGAUGCCGAUACGGUUGAUCGGGCCUUUUUGAUUGACCGACACCCUGAAUAUGCUUCUCUCGUGGUUGCCGUUGGCGGCUCGGGUAAUGGGGCCAUGCAAAUGCCUACUAUUGGAGGGUUUAUCUCAGACGCACUCGAGGGGAAGCUACAAAAGGAGCUGAAGGAUGUUGUACGGUGGCGACCGGAAACUGCGAUCCACCGAGACUGGAAGUCUACGCAGAACCGGUUUGGGGGACCUGAUAGGUUGAUGGAUUUCCAGGAUGUGAAAGAUGAUGAGUGGACAAGAGUUGGGGAGGAAAUGGCAAGUCGACUUUGA
Messenger RNA from Penicillium mononematosum, 1173 nucleotides. Its product is annotated as NAD(P)/FAD-dependent oxidoreductase. NCBI's taxonomy places the organism in Eukaryota, Fungi, Ascomycota, Eurotiomycetes, Eurotiales, Aspergillaceae. The coding region runs from base 1 to 1173 and encodes 390 amino acids. The record is from RefSeq and is a predicted model, not a curated record. The transcript is spliced from 2 exons. Gene Ontology annotation, molecular function: saccharopine oxidase activity; sarcosine oxidase activity; flavin adenine dinucleotide binding.